AUGAGCAUAGUUCGCAAAUUCCAGGUUUCGCAUCUUAAAAUCGAAGGAGUUGAUUCCAUUGACUCACCAGUUUACCCAGAUCACAGAGGCACACUCUACGAAGCAUUCCACUGCCUUAAAGCAGAUUUCGAUUGUUCAGUUGCAGCUGUCAACAGUUUCUACCCACGUAGACACGUAGUUUAUGGCUUGAUUUCUAUUGACGGCGACGAGAUUUUCCAUGUUAUCCGUGGAAAACUCAUCGUUGUUUUGAUUGAUCCGAAGGAUCACAAGCUUCACGAAAUCGUUGAAGCAGGACCAGGCAAAGUCAUCAAGAUCCCAUCGGGUGUCAUUCGUGGCUACCUCGCUCUUGAGGAAGACGUAAUUUACAACAUUGUUCGUACAUCCGGAAACGGAAACAAGACAUGCUACAAGUUCGAUGAUCCAGAGUUUGGCGUCAAAUGGCCAGAAUCUGAGCUCCCAUUGACACAAGCUCCUUACGCUCUUCAAGAAAAUACAGAACCAAAGCCAAAAGUCGACUUCGCCAUCAUUGGCUCAACCGGCCAGAUGGGCAGUGCCUUUAUUCGCGAAAUCGAAGCUCGCGGCAUGACCUGGGCUCCAAUUCGUGCAAGACUUAAUCAACACGAAAGAAUACGUAAUGAAAUCCUCGCCAUCGACCCACAGGUCUCAGUUAUCUGUGCCGCUGGCCUUGGAACACGUCCAAAUACCAAGUGGUGCGAUGAACAUCGCCUUGAAACACUUGAUGUCAAUGUUACAUGCUAUGUUGCCAUUUCUAGAAUCUGCCGUGAUCUUAAGAAGCAUUGCACAUUCCUUGGAACCGCUGCUUUCUACGCUUACGACGAUCAGCAUCCAAUUGGCGGCAAAGGCUUCACAGAAGAAGACGAACCAAACCACCUUCCGAACUACUACUACAAGACACGCCAGCUCUUCGAGAAAAUCUUAAAGGAAAGCGAUUCUUACAAAUUCUGCCUUAAUCUUCGCGGCCUUUAUCCAAUUGACCAUACACUUAGAUCAUCGUCAUUGGUUAGCAAACUCCUCAAGUUUGAAACGAUUUACGAUAUUCCUUCCUCAAUUACAGUUCUUAAUCAGCUUGUUCCAUUGGCCAUUGAUCUCAUGGUCGAAGGAGCAACAGGAAACGUUAACUGGGUUACAGAUGGUACAAUUUCUAAUGGAGAAAUCCUUAAACUCUAUAAGGAAAUUGUCGACCCAGAAUUUACAUGGAAAGAAAAGAAACUUACAGCUCAGGAGUCCCGUGAAAUCGGAAACUGCGCUGCUUACGUUGUUCCAGAACGCCUCCUCAAGAGAUUUGGAGAUAAAGUUCCAAAGACAAGAGAUGCUGUUAUUGAGGUCUUCAAGAUGAUCAAGGCAAACAAGCACUAA
Trichomonas vaginalis G3 is the source of this 1377-nucleotide messenger RNA. RefSeq names its product dTDP-glucose 4,6-dehydratase protein. Gene Ontology annotation, biological process: polysaccharide biosynthetic process. Gene Ontology annotation, molecular function: dTDP-4-dehydrorhamnose 3,5-epimerase activity. NCBI's taxonomy places the organism in Eukaryota, Parabasalia, Trichomonadida, Trichomonadidae. The record is from RefSeq and is a predicted model, not a curated record. Gene Ontology annotation, cellular component: cytosol. The coding region runs from base 1 to 1377 and encodes 458 amino acids. The transcript has a single exon.